AUGCAAAUGCGAAGCAUUCGCAAAUUAAAAAUUGGGGCCGGUCCCACAGCGGGAGCGGCCGAUCUUUGCGUUUGGACCAAUGGUCGAUCGAUCUUGCUUCGAAGAGUUAUCAUCAUACUAUAUGUGGCAUUUAUGCUCUCACUGCUCACUUCAGCCCAACUCCAAUCACAAGCAAUCUACCUUCACGCCGUACAAAUGACCUUGUUCAAAGAUCUCAACGUCCCCGAGGCGUUUGAUUUCCUGAAGAAUCAAAUUUAUCGCAGACACGAAAGAUUUCUCGUUGCUCUUCCAUCGGGAUUUGUCUCGGAUAUCACCUCGUGCUCCGCAUUUCAGCUACUCCAUGAUGAUCCUGAAGCUUGUUUGGUAAUCCAUAUGCAUGCUGCUGCUGGCAAUGUUGCUUCGGGGCACAGAAUACCCAAUUUCUGUGUCCUAUAUUCCGCUAGUGGUCGCCCUGACAAGAUUCAUAUCCUAGCAUUUGACUACCGAGGAUUUGGUGCAAGUACGGGCACACCGUCCGAGCAUGGCCUGAUACUUGAUGAGAUCUCUAUUGUGAAGUAGGCUAUGACCUCCGCUCGCGUUCCUCCCGGGCAGAUUAUCUUAUUUGAUCAAUCGCUGGGUAGUGCAGUGGCCAUUACUGUAUCCGAGCAGCUACCAUUGGAGUCUCCUUCUGUUGUUUUCGGGGGAACUAUUCUUUUUGCCCCCCUUUAUCGAUUCCGCGACGUUGGUCCUUACGUAUCGAAUAGCGAGGUGUAUUCAUAUUUUGUCAUCC
Molecule: messenger RNA, 769 nt
Organism: Talaromyces stipitatus ATCC 10500
Lineage: Eukaryota; Fungi; Ascomycota; Eurotiomycetes; Eurotiales; Trichocomaceae
Exons: 3
Coding region: 1-558 (185 amino acids)
Source: RefSeq, a predicted model, not a curated record